GCCCAUGCAAGCGACCCGAGCGCACUUCCGCCUUUGGGCUCCGGAAGGUAGAGCGCACGCGCUUGAUGCGACUCUGGAGCGACUCACUUCCGCUCCCACUGUGCCCUGCGAGCCGAAUCAUGGAUCACACUGACAAUGAGUUACAAGGCACUAAUAGUUCUGGAUCCUUGGGUGGUCUUGAUGUUCGCAGAAGAAUUCCUAUAAAACUCAUCUCCAAACAAGCCAACAAAGUUAAACCUGCACCUCGAACUCAAAGGAAUAUUAGCAGGAUGCCUGCAAAGGCCCCACCAGGUGAUGAAGAAGGAUUUGAUUACAAUGAAGAACAGCGGUAUGACUGUAAGGGAGGCGAACUCUUUGGAAAUCAGCGAAGAUUUCCAGGACACCUUUUUUGGGAUUUUAAGAUAAACAUCUUAGGUGAAAAGGAUGAUACGCCAGUUCAUUUCUGUGACAAAUGUGGAUUGCCUAUUAAAGUCUAUGGAAGAAUGAUUCCAUGCAAGCAUGUCUUUUGCUAUGACUGUGCUAUUUUACAUGAAAAAAAAGGAGAUAAGAUGUGCCCAGGCUGUAGUGAUCCUGUGCAGCGGAUUGAGCAGUGUACACGAGGCUCUCUCUUCAUGUGUAGCAUUGUUCAAGGUUGCAAGAGAACAUAUCUGUCUCAGAGAGACUUACAAGCUCAUAUCAACCAUCGCCAUAUGAGAGCUGGAAAGCCAGUUACCCGUGCUUCACUUGAGAAUGUUCAUCCUCCUAUUGCCCCACCACCAGCUGAAAUCCCUGAUCGUUUCAUAAUGCCACCAGACAAGCAUCAUCUGAGCCAUAUUCCUCCAAAGCAGCACAUCAUGAUGCCACCACCUCCUUUGCAGCAUGUGCCACAUGAGCACUAUAAUCAGCCACAUGAGGAUAUUCGUGCUCCUCCAGCAGAAUUGUCUAUGGCUCCACCUCCACCUCGUUCAGUCAGUCAGGAAACCUUUCGUAUUUCAACAAGAAAACACAGCAAUUUAAUAACUGUCCCUAUUCAGGAUGACUCAAGUUCAGGUGCUAGAGAACCACCACCUCCUGCCCCAGCACCUGCUCACCAUCAUCCUGAAUAUCAGGGCCAACCAGUGGUAUCGCACCCUCAUCAUAUUAUGCCUCCACAGCAACAUUAUGCACCUCCCCCACCUCCUCCACCACCAAUAAGCCAUCCAAUGCCACAUCCUCCCCAGGCUGCAGGUACUCCUCACUUGGUAUAUAGCCAAGCUCCACCUCCACCAAUGACCUCUGCUCCACCACCAAUAACCCCUCCCCCUGGACAUAUUAUUGCCCAGAUGCCACCUUAUAUGAAUCAUCCUCCUCCAGGACCCCCCCCACCUCAGCAUGGUGGUCCACCUGUAACUGCACCCCCUCCUCACCAUUACAAUCCUAACUCUUUACCCCAGUUUACUGAAGAUCAAGGAACUCUGAGCCCUCCAUUUACACAACCAGGAGGAAUGAGUCCUGGUAUAUGGCCUGCACCAAGAGGGCCGCCACCACCUCCACGAAUGCAGGGCCCGCCUUCUCAAACCCCACUACCUGGACCACAUCAUCCAGAUCAAACAAGAUACAGACCAUAUUACCAGUGAUAAUAGUGCUUUGAACUGAAGAUAUGACAAGGAAAAAGAUUAAAUUAGUCAAUCUUUUAAUUUAGCUUUGACUGUUGGGGGAAGGAAAAAUACCUCUUUUGAAAUGGCUAUAAAACACAGUCUUAUCCCUUAAAAUGGUUUUAAAUCUUGACCUUAGGAUUGCUUUCAAAUACUAUACUGUAGUGCAGAUAAGUGGCUCAGGGGAGCACACAUGUAUCUUAGCAGCUGUUACUUUGGUGUGGUAAAUUGACCCAGAAAUGACCAUUUGUAUAAAAUUUAAAAAUUUUUCACUGUUCCAUUUUCAAAAAUACUGCUUUUAUUAAACCCAAUGUUUAGUUUUUCUUGUGAUGCAUUUUGUUAACCUAUAUAAAAGGAUUAAAUUUCAAGAUGGUUGUAAAAAUGCUGUUUUUAUGUGAAUUUAAGUACAACCACAUAAUUUUUUUUUUUUAAACCAUGUUUUACCACUAAUUUUCCAAAGUUAAAGUCCUAAAAGUAAAAAUCUAGAAUUGUUACCAGGCAGACUGUUACAAGAUAGGGAAUUACUUCACAUUUUAGGCACUGAAAUUUCAAGGGGUAGUAAUUAUGUACUUGGAUUCAUUUUUGUCUUUGGACUGCCUCAGGAGUGCCAGAAUACAUCAGAAUUCCUGUAAUGGUGUAGUUUGACAUGCCCCGGGGCAUUCUAAUCAUUUGGAAAAUGACUGGCUUUACAGGCUCUAAGCUGUGGAUGAGAUACUGUCCUCAUUGAUGCUUUUUUCCUGAGUGGUUAGAAUCACAUGAUCCAUCACACUCUUAAAUUAUAUCACUUUAUAGGAUUGCUGGAAUGGUGUUAUUUGGAUGAGAUGUGUUCUAUGUUCACUGUCUUUACCUACAUAUUUAGGGCUGACUAGGCUUUAUUUAAAUCUGCAUUUCUUCAUAGUAGUUUGAUUCUGUGUUUUAGUGUGUUCUUGUUUAUGGGGUUAUAAACUGCAACUUGAGUGCUGUGGAGGAAUUUGACUGAUGUAUUAGCAAAGGGUGUUUCUUAUAAAACCACAACCUACUCAGGUUUCAUUGCUGUGGUGAGUUUUUCCUCUAAGUUGAAAUUUUAAAACUUAUUAUUUUUUCUUCCUCCUCCUCCUCCUUUUGUAAAACAUUCUAACAUUGUAGCACAGACUCAAUAGUGAGGACAACCAGAUAAUUUUGAAUUGGACAGAAGAAAAGUAAUAAUUAGAUUGUGAGUUUCAGUGCCAUGUAAGGUGCCUUUGGAGUCAGUGUUUGCAUUAUAGGGGCUUGUUAGAAUCCACUGAAGAUAACCACUCAGUUUAUACAGCUUUCCUAUGUAUAAGUCAGCAUUCUUAGGAUAUUAUUAUAUAUCCUUUGAAUUGACUAAACCCUUAUGAAGCUUUUCUUUCCUCCUUAAAAUGGUGCAUAAUAUAAACAUGGUGUGUAGUAUGCAGAUAACAUUUAUUAGAUAGUGUGUAGUAUAUAAAUUUAGAACAUUGGUUUUUGACAAAGUACUGAUUGGUAAUUCACCCUUUUAUUCUGUCAGGUACAGGAACAUUCUCAUGUUGGACGAUCAGAUCCAAAAUCAUUUCUGAACUUAGCACAGAAGUAAAUAAUAUAAAUGGCCAUUUCAGCCUUGGCUGGCCAAAAAUAACUAAUGCAGCUUUUAUUGAACAAGUGAUUUUUUCCCCCACGUAUAGCAGUGAGACUCUGGUUUGCUCAUGCACUAUUUCUACUGAGAAAUUUUUGUUAUUAUAAGCAUGGGAGUGAAAUAGUGUGACAUGGUGGUGAGUGUUUCUAUUAUAUUACUGUAGGUACUUGGAUUGGUGCAAACUUGAUUCCUUUUCAUAUCCCUGUUUAGGAGCUAUUUAAAUAUUAACUGUUACAAUCCAAAUAACUCUUUGUUUCAUGUAAUUAGAAAAUAGCCAGAUUCAUGUAAGAGCUUCUUAACUGUUUAUGAGAAGCUCUUGUAUUGAGAUUUACUGAGGUUGGAUGUGGUAAGAAACCACCUAGCCUGUAUUUUGGACCAAAAAAAUCAAUAUCAUGAAAAAAAUCCCACAUUAUGAGAAUUCUUGUAGGUUUAAAUGACAAUUUUAGUUAUGUUAAUAAGUGUUAUACUGGGAGGCAGGUCAGAUGAGUGACUUGUAAUAGACAGAAUUUUAAGUGUUGGACUUGAAUUCAUCAGCUGAUUGUUUGAAUGAGGGUGGGUGGGUAGACAAUUAACAGGAUUAAAAGUUGUGAAUCCCAGUGCAUUUCAGGGAAGCCUUUGAAGCUAUCUAUGACGGACAUAAGUCUAAAUGUAUGUAUGUUUCAUUAAUUGCUCUUAAGACUACUGAGGUGGCAGUUCAAUUCUUAAAAACAAUAAAAUGGAAGCAUAAAUACUGUUUUGCUGAGAUGAGUUUUUAACCUAAUGGUGACAUGUUUGGGAGAUUGCAGAACUUUCCGCAGCGCCACAGUAAAAUUAGAUUCAUUUUUUAAAUGCUUAUAACCAAAGUUGGCUGGUGUAUUUCUUUGGCAUAUUCGUUCAGAGUUUGUGAGUACUUUCAAUAUUUGGAGAAAGAUCUAUUUCUGAGAUUGUAAAGAGCUGUUCUCCUUUUCCCUAUAAGAGCUGCUUGCUCAAAAUUGUGUAAAUACUAGUCAGAUAUAAUAGAAAUAUAAAUAGAAAAGAUUGGAGUGUUUUUAUAAUUUUUAAGUAGUAGCUGUUUACUGUGUGAGGCACACAGAACUGCUUAAAGAGUGUCAUACAGGUUUUAGAAAAAGACCUACUUUUCUGUUUCAGAUAAUUUAACAUCAAAGUAUGUGAUAAUUAUAAGUACCUAAAACAAACGUUUCUCAGAUUGGCCAUCAAAUUAUCAGAUUGAUAUUAAAGAAGUUUAACACAGUCAUAUUCAAAUGUACUCUAUUCUGAUUGAAAUUAAUUUAUUUUUAUUCAUUGGUUUAUGAUGUUAAAGUCUGACCUAGGAACCAAGCAGAAUUUGCUUAUUAGAAUAGUUGUACAAUAUAAUAAAGCAAUGCUGGCUAUAGUAAGCUUAGAGAGGAGUGCUGGAUAAGCUAGGCAACUAUUCUGAAGUACCCCUAAUAAAAACUGACUUGGUUUUUUAAAACUCC
This is a messenger RNA of Peromyscus maniculatus bairdii (prairie deer mouse), 4682 nucleotides long. It is a transcript of the gene Cbll1, whose product is annotated as Cbl proto-oncogene like 1. The record is from RefSeq and is a predicted model, not a curated record. Gene Ontology annotation, biological process: protein ubiquitination; regulation of cell adhesion. Lineage: Eukaryota; Metazoa; Chordata; Mammalia; Rodentia; Cricetidae. Gene Ontology annotation, molecular function: ubiquitin protein ligase activity.